Molecule: messenger RNA, 969 nt
Organism: Trichoplusia ni (cabbage looper)
Lineage: Eukaryota; Metazoa; Arthropoda; Insecta; Lepidoptera; Noctuidae
Exons: 2
Coding region: 1-969 (322 amino acids)
Source: RefSeq, a predicted model, not a curated record
AUGGUCAGGUUAGUGGAACAAGCAGUAAAAACGAGCAUUCAAGAAAAUGAAGAUGACACAGAUGAAGACGAAAAUGAUAUUAUGGAGAUGAUGAGUGACGAAGUAAACUUUAUACUCGAAGAUUAUCUUGACAGUGAACAUUACAUGGUUGCGGCAGUUAGAUGCGCUGCUCAUACGUUGCAGCUAGCGGUACAAGACGCUUUAGGGAGUGAAUCUUCAUGUAUUCUAACGAUGCUUUCAAAUGCUCGUGAGGUUAUAAAAAAGUUACGCACCUCAGUGUACCAACACCUUCUAAAAAGUAUGGGGGCUAAAAAACCCGUGGUGGACUGCCCCACACGUUGGAGUUCGACUUAUGAUAUGCUCACUCGGCUUCUAGAACUUCGACCAAUGUGUACAGAUAAUUAUGAGCUCUAUUUAUCUGAAACGACGUGGAAUUCUAUAGAGGAUACUAUAGCGUCUUUAAAACCAACCAAAAUCUUGACUAACAAAUUACAAAAGGAACAACUGUCUAUGGGUGACUUUUACCUUGAUUGGAUAAAUUGCAAAAUAGAGCUCAAGGCCAUAAACACAACCCUCGCAUGUGAAUUACAUCGCAACAUGGAGAUUAGGGAAAAAGUACUGUUUAUAUCUAAAGCAUUUGUCGCAGCUGCAUAUUUGGAUCCACGAAUUAACUUCUUGCUGACCACUAAUCAAGUAGAAACCGCAGAACAGGUUUUGGUCAGUACUUGGAUGAGAUGGCGCAAGUUAAAUAAAGAAGACCGUGACAAUACACUAUUUAGCUCUCCUGUCGCCUCUACUUCGACGCAGCAGCAGAAUGAAAAAUCUCAGCUCGAAGUUUUCUUAGAUCAGUCGUAUAAUACCCAGCGAGGAGAUCCAAACUAUGGUUGCGCUGGAAACGACUUAGAUAUCAAACACCAAUUAAAAGAUUUUUUUAACAAACAGAUGCCCGAUUCUGUUGCGCAACAUUAA